CCGUGCUCGUGCUGUUUCCAUCAACCCGCUUGAUACCAGAAUGCGAUCAGGUUAUGGUCGCUCAAUAUUUGAACCACUUCUACCGGUCAUUUUGGGCCGUGAUAUCAGUGGUGAAGUUGCGGCUGUUGGUUCUUCAGUUCGUUCAGUAAGUGUUGGAGAAGAAGUUUUUGGUGCUCUGCAUCCAACUGCUGUGAGGGGUACUUACGCUGAUUAUGCAAUACUUUCAGACGAUGAAUUAAGUGCUAAACCAGUGUCAUUUACACAUGUGGAGGCAAGUGCCAUUCCUUUUGCUGCACUGACUGCAUGGCGGGCUCUAAAAAGUACUGCUAGAAUCACCCAGGGGCAUAGGGUAUUAGUAAUUGGUGGUGGAGGAGCCGUAGGUUCUGCUGCAGUUCAGAUUUCAGUUGCUUCAGGCUGCCACGUCACAACUACUUGUGGAAGUCAAAGUAUAGAUAAAUUACUUGCAGCAGGUGCUGAGCAAGCAGUUGACUAUACUACCGAGGACAUUGAAUUGGUAAUAAAGGGGAAAUUUGAUGCUGUUUUGGAUACCAUUGGUGCGCCAGAUACUGAACGAAUUGGCAUCAGUCUUUUGAAGAGAGGUGGACACUAUAUGACACUUCAGGGUGAGGCUGCAUCAUUCACUGAUAAAUAUGGGCUACUUUUCGGGCUCCCUAUAGCUACAAGUGUAUUGGCGAAGAAACAGAUACAGUAUAGAUACUCUCAUGGAAUCGAGUAUUGGUGGACAUACAUGAGGGCGGAUUCUGAAGGUUUACAUGAGAUCAGGAAGCUAUGUGAAGCUGGAAAGCUGAAAAUACCAGUCGAGAAAACAUUUCCCAUCUCACAAGUGAGAGAAGCCCACAACGCGAAGGAUAAGAACCUCAUUCCUGGUAAAGUGGUGCUAGAGCUGGAUUCCCUUUGAUAUAAUUCAUGUAUGCUUAAUAUGCUGACUCACAUGCAUUGAAUCCUGUAAAUAGUUUCCUCAGCCGUUAUCAUUGAUAUCGCUUCGGAACUUUACAGGAUGUGAAAGUUCUAUACGUAGUAGAUUUAGUUUGCAAGCUGUAAAAGUUUGAGAAUGCAUCCCUGUAGUCGAUUUAACCGCUAAGUCUAUAGAUUUUGCCAGAUUAGAAGUGGGAAAAGUUAGAAAAGAGAUUCAAUUUGGCCUGCUGUUAGAGACACUAUAGUGUUUCUUAAUGAUGAAUAAGAAAUUUCAUUUCUACUUCUCCUA
Momordica charantia (bitter melon) is the source of this 1225-nucleotide messenger RNA. Its product is annotated as GroES-like zinc-binding alcohol dehydrogenase family protein. The record is from RefSeq and is a predicted model, not a curated record. Gene Ontology annotation, molecular function: oxidoreductase activity. NCBI's taxonomy places the organism in Eukaryota, Viridiplantae, Streptophyta, Magnoliopsida, Cucurbitales, Cucurbitaceae.